GGCGGAAUGGCCCUUUGUUACACUGUCCUGCCGGAGAACCAGCGACGGAUCCCAAUUUAAUCCCUGGCCCGAUGCGACAGGGGUUUCGUGCCCCUUGAUGUUGGACGACGAUACGAUCGGAACACGAUUACUGGCCAGAAUGUCGUCCCUGGAGCUCGGCAGAUGAAAGGAAAGAGGUUGUGCUCUGUAUCACGUCGGACGCCGGUGCAUGGUUUGCGCGUGGUGGUACUGCCAACCGUACCUCUCCUUCAAGGGACAGCGAAAGGGUAUCUCUGUGAGUGCAGUGGGAGACGAAGCUACGACCGGAAGGGUAAUACGGAUGAUUCCUCGUCCAUGUCUAUAUCUGGCAUUAUACUAUAGUUUUCAGCCAGCCAGCCAGCCUGGACCGACCCAGGGUAUGCCCCAUCGAGCGUUGGUGGAUCAGAGCCACUACCGAUGACCGUGUCGAACUAGCCCCAUCCUGGGUGAUUCUAGCGACCUCCCCGCUGAGUGUUCAAUGGCCCGACCGGCGGCGUGAUGGGUCUCGGUCUCGUUCCAUCGAAACAUCCACGACAAGAGGGUGUGGUCCGCGUCCACCAGAUUGACCAGUCCAAUCGUACCGAUGUGCUUUUUUAGGAAACGGGGAUACUUCUUGUGUCAACCUUGAGUCCCAUCGGGGACGAUCCUGGAUUCUUCACGUUACACUGCUGAAUCCUUCAAGAAACUACUCGGAAUGACCAAGUCUGAGAUGUCAAGUGCUGUCCUAUCCCGCUGUGUCUCCGCGAUGACCACUGGACCAGUGACCAGCCUCGCAGCCACCACGGACAGGGUCAACGGUGCGUCGAUCUCACCCGGUCUGGGACCAUCGCUGGGCGUGAGGAUUGCGAUCCUCAGCCUAGUUUCAGCCAUCACCACUCGAUCGGAAUGGGAAAUCGAAUCACAGGUGACGAUUCAACAUGUCGAUAAAUUAAAAGGACAGAAUCUAGAAAUUUCCGACUUUCCUGUCGCUCAUCUGCUCCAGGAGUCCGCCCAAAAAAAUCUACAAGCCCCUCGACCUGUCCUGGACCAGACGAUACCCACUGUCAACCAUCAAGAAGAUUCUUUGAUUUUUGAUUAUUAUUACAGAUAUAUUAAAAUCAGCAGCCGAGAAGGGGAGAAAGAAAAGGGAGGCGAGUGGAUGGCCACACGGGCGGAUGCAUUCUUUGCUUUUGCGGCUGGGAAUGAGCAGCGCCAAUCAUUGCACCCUGUCGGAGCAACUGGCGAAUAAAGACGGAUUCGAUGUGUCGUGACUGUCUGCUGAUUUGAUUCUGAUACUUCAUUCUCAUUCUCGAUUCUGGAUGCCUUGGGAUUUUUUUAGUUUGAUCAGUGAUCAUGAUUCUUGACUGAUUUAUAGACCCCAUCCAGCAAGAAACAAUGGUUAUUCAACGCGGGACGGGGUUCGGCCUUAUUCGUCGUUAAAGCGCCUUGGCACAAACCCCCAGCUGGUCCGUUCAGGAACAGGAACAGGAACAGGAACAAGAGAUGGUUUGUUGUCUUCUUCAUCGGAGGUGGAUAGUGCGUGUGCAUGUGGGAGUGGAUGUGCGGAUUGGAC
Aspergillus candidus is the source of this 1570-nucleotide messenger RNA. RefSeq lists its product as uncharacterized. Lineage: Eukaryota; Fungi; Ascomycota; Eurotiomycetes; Eurotiales; Aspergillaceae. The transcript has a single exon. The record is from RefSeq and is a predicted model, not a curated record. Bases 713 to 1246 code for a protein of 177 amino acids.